Batrachochytrium dendrobatidis JAM81 is the source of this 2223-nucleotide messenger RNA. RefSeq lists its product as uncharacterized. Gene Ontology annotation, biological process: very long-chain fatty acid catabolic process; fatty acid beta-oxidation; peroxisome organization. Gene Ontology annotation, cellular component: peroxisomal membrane. Gene Ontology annotation, molecular function: ATP hydrolysis activity; ATP binding; ABC-type transporter activity. NCBI's taxonomy places the organism in Eukaryota, Fungi, Chytridiomycota, Chytridiomycetes, Rhizophydiales. The transcript has a single exon. The coding region runs from base 410 to 2200 and encodes 596 amino acids. The record is from RefSeq and is a predicted model, not a curated record.
CAGCAAUAAAAAUGAUUUCGGUUUGCGUCUUCCUCGUGCUGUAGUUGACUUGGCUCGCUCUUACAUUCGUCACAAAUCAACUGUUCAACGAGGUUUGCUGGUUGUGUUUUUGGCUGCUGUUGCUGUUCGUCUACGUUCUACCCUGGCAAUCACUAGAAAAGCUGCAGCAACAACUCCCAUCACUUCUGGAUCUAUCAGCCAUUCAAAAUUAGACUUGAAUGCUAUUCAACCUGAACCUGUUCCUGCUGGAAAGGGUCGAAAACGAAAACUUAGAUCGGGUGUGAGUGCUGAUGUGGAUGCUGUUUUCCUCAAACGGUUGGUUCGUCUAGUGCGUGUCAUCAUUCCUGGAGUGUCUUCAAAAGAGUUUUGGUUGCUUAAUAUAUUCUCUGGAUUUUUGGUUGCUCGUACUAUGUUGUCGCUUUAUGUCGCUGAGCUGGAUGGUCAGAUUGUUAGUGCACUUGUACGUGGCAAUGGUCGUCAAUUCCUUUUACAUAUUGUCUACUGGAUGCUCGUUGCUGUUCCCGCUACUUAUACAAACUCCAUGUUGACCUUUUUGCAAAACAAGCUUGCCAUUGGGUUUAGAACUCGUUUGGUUCAACACAUGCAUUCUAAAUACCUUUCCGAUAUGACAUUUUACAAAGUCGCCAACUUGGACGAUCGCAUUAAAAAUGCUGAUCAGCUUAUUACUCAGGACAUUUCCAAAUUCUGUGACAGCGUGUCUGCCCUCUACGCCAAUCUCACAAAACCUGUGUUGGAUAUGGCUCUUAAUAACUGGCAACUUGUUCAGAAUGUUGGUGUUGAAGGUGUGUUUAUCAUGAACGUAUUUGUACACGCUACUGGAUCCAUCUUUCGUGCCAUGACUCCUCCCUUUGGCAGAAUGGUCGCUGAAGAGCAGCGUCUUGAGGGCGAGUUUAGAUUUAUUCAUUCUCGUUUGAUUGAAAACGCUGAAGAGGUUGCUCUUUACUCUGGUGAUAAUGCCGAGCGCCAACUCCUGGAUCUGUCGUAUAAUGGCUUGCUCAAGCAUGUCAAUCGCAUCUAUGUCACUCGCAUUUGGUAUGGCAUGUUGGAAGAUUUCACUAUAAAGUAUUUAUGGGGCACUAGUGGAUACAUUCUUUGUGCCAUUCCUGCCUUUUUUAAUAUGGGUGACGCUCUUACUGUAGUAGACUCUAUGCAGGCUGCAGUAAAUGGAAGUGGCGGUGACAUUGGUAGUCGUACUCAGGGUUUCAUUACCAACCGUCGCCUGCUUGUAGGCGCAUCGGAUGCUUUGGGUCGUAUCAUGUAUUCAUACCGGGAGAUUACCGAGUUGGCUGGAUACACAGCUCGCGUUUCUGAACUGUUGACCGUGUUUGACGAUAUUGCUGCCAACAAGUUUCAAAAAACCAUGGUCAGUAAUGCUGAUGUGAAAAUUCUAAGCCAACGAGGCACUAUUGAACACUCUGAAUCCAUUCGAUUCACAAAUGUACCGAUUGUAUCCCCGAAUGGAGAUGUCUUGGUCAAGGCAUUGAACUUUCAUGUAGAUCCUGGCAUGCAUUUACUGAUUGUAGGACCAAACGGAUCUGGAAAAUCAUCCCUGUUUCGUAUUUUGGGAGGAUUGUGGCCCGUAUAUGGUGGUGUAGUGUCCAAACCCAAUGUCAAGUCAGUCUUUUAUAUUCCACAACGACCCUAUCUGUCACUAGGCACACUACGCGACCAGGUGAUUUACCCUGACACUCGGCAAGACAUGGAAAUCAAAGGCAUCACAGAUGACGAUCUAUCCGACAUUCUUAACGUGGUACAAGUUGGAUCUCUUGUAGCACGCGAAGGUGGGUGGGAUGCUGAAAAGGACUGGAAGGAUGUUUUAGCUGGUGGUGAUAAGCAACGGAUUGCCAUGGCCAGACUAUUCUACCACCGACCCCGUUAUGCCAUUCUGGACGAGUGCACAUCAUCGGUGGGAAUGGAUAUUGAGCGUAUCAUGUACACCCAUGCACAGUCAUUGGGUAUUUCUCUCAUGACUGUAUCUCAUCGACCUUCGUUGUGGAAAUAUCAUAAUUGGAUUUUGCAAUAUGAUGGACAAGGAGGAUAUGUGUUUACCAAGCUGGAUGCAGAAAAAAGACUUGCAUUGCAGGAAGAGAAGAAUUCGAUUGAACAGGAGUUGAUCGAAGCACCCAAGAUCAUCAAGCGACUAGCGGAACUUCAAGCAUUGGUUGAGGAACAAAAAUAAAAACAGUGAAUUAACUUGAUUAG